CUCUGCAUGCAGCUCGGCAGCUGGAUCGGAUUUGAAGACUCGUAGAGUUCCUCGAGCCGGGUCUUGACUGUUUGCAUCUUUGAUUAUCCUAGAUUGGAGUCUGUUCGGAAUUUGAUUUGUUUUUGGAUUAGCGAUUAACUGGUUAUUAAUUCACAAUGCCUCCAAAAUUUGAUCCUAAUGAGAUCGUAGUAGUGUAUAUGCGUGCGAUCGGUGGUGAGGUUGGCGCGACGGCUGCCUUGGCUCCCAAAAUUGGUCCUCUCGGAUUGGCUCCCAAAAAAGUCGGUGAAGAUAUUGCGAAAGCAACCGGCGAUUGGAAAGGCCUUAAAGUUACAGUGAAGCUGACAAUUCAAAAUCGUCAGGCCAAGAUCGACGUUGUGCCGUCAGCCGCCUCUCUGAUCAUCAAAGCGCUGAAGGAGCCACCGCGCGACCGCAAGAAAGUUAAGAACGUAAAACAUUCGGGCAAUUUAACCUUUGAUGAUAUCCUGGAUAUCGCCAGAACUAUGCGGCCACGCUCGAUGGCGAGGAAAUUGGAGGGAGUUGUCAAAGAAAUCCUCGGCACCUGCCAGUCUGUCGGCUGCACCGUGGAAGGCUCUAACCCACACGACGUAAUAGAUAAGAUCAAUAAUGGAGACGUUAAUGUGCCCGAGAAGUAGUUCAGCUUGUUUGGCUACCAUUCAGAUGGCUUUUACGGAAAUACGUAUUGUGUAUGAUUACCAUCGGAAAUAAAGAUGCAUAAUGAA
Molecule: messenger RNA, 740 nt
Organism: Paramacrobiotus metropolitanus
Lineage: Eukaryota; Metazoa; Tardigrada; Eutardigrada; Parachela; Macrobiotidae
Product: 60S ribosomal protein L12-like
Exons: 4
Coding region: 156-653 (165 amino acids)
Biological process (GO): translation
Cellular component (GO): cytosolic large ribosomal subunit; ribosome
Molecular function (GO): large ribosomal subunit rRNA binding; structural constituent of ribosome
Source: RefSeq, a predicted model, not a curated record